ACUUAAUUUUAUAAAUAUAAAAUUAAAUUAUGAGUUAGUGAUAAAUGUAAUUUGAAAGGUUGCAGGAAAGGCAAACUUUUGAGUUUCUGUUUUUAUUGCCUUUUUUCUAUUUCAUAUGAAAUUAAUAACGUUUUUAGGGUUUAAGGGUUUUACCAAUCAUAAAUAAAACCUAAAAUGCCUUAAAAAUCACUGCAAUGUUUUCCCUUAAUUUUGGAAAGGCUCCUAAGUUGGUAUCACUGCACAUAGAUAAAAAAUCAUUAAAACCAUAGUCAGCUCGUUGAACGAGGGCUUUAUAAUUAUUUUUAAAUUACAUAUUUAAAUAAACCAUUAAUUGAAAGGAAAUGUGUAAUAAAAUGUAUUUCACACCUUUCAAAAUUAGUUAUGUACAGUAAGAAAUAUCUUUAAUUAUUCUUGAUUAUCUAUGUCGUUUACCGGUCAUUUUAAACAAUCUAUUGAUCUGUCAAAGUUUUAGCGGCAAUUAUAAAUUUACGAUUUACUUUGCAAAUAUUAAAAAUGAUCAGCGAAAACGAUUCACUCGAUUCAUUAAAAUUACGACUAAAAUCUGUUACCAAACAGAAAUUGUCUAAAGAGCGGGACGUGUUACAACUGCGUAAUAAAGAACGAUCUCUAACAGACGAGCUCCAUGCCACGAGAGCUGAAGUGGACCAGCUCACAGAGUGUCUUGAGCACUUGAAGAAUCAAAUAGCACAAAGUAAGCACCAGAUUUCGUUGAUAGAAAUGUGUAAGGUGUCAGAAGAUUUGAAGAUUGGAGCACAUAUCGAUGUUCUCAAUGAGCACCUGAAAGGUUUCCAGCAACUGUUUGAUAGAGAACAAAAGGAAUUAGAGAUGCGUAUCAAAGAACAACAAGAGAAAGAAGCAAAACAGCUAGAAGAACUGAGAGAACAAGAGAAGAAGUUAGCAGAAGAAAACGAACGGCAGGAUAGAGAAGUUGCAGCAAUCGAAGAAGAAUGUGAAGCUAUCGAGAAAGAAUGCGCAGUGUUAAAAAAACGAAACAACGCUAUCAUGUUAAAAUUGAGAAAAAGAUUGAUCGAGGUUGAAAAUGCAAGACGCGAAGUAAUGAAGAGGAACAAUGUUGUCCAGAUGACCGACAACAACGACAAUAACUAAUAAAAAAACUAAAAAACUCUUAUUGGCAUGUGAAAUGUGAAACCAUUUUGCUCUAUUUUCUUUUUCAGU
Messenger RNA from Spodoptera frugiperda (fall armyworm), 1197 nucleotides. RefSeq names its product cilia- and flagella-associated protein 58-like. The record is from RefSeq and is a predicted model, not a curated record. The transcript has 5 exons. Lineage: Eukaryota; Metazoa; Arthropoda; Insecta; Lepidoptera; Noctuidae. The coding region runs from base 514 to 1128 and encodes 204 amino acids.